AAAUAUUUUAUUCAUAGAAAGAAAAAAGGAAAGAUUGCUACAUGUAUAUAACAACCAUCUUCGAAUACUUGAUUCAUCGGAAAAACAAGUAGCCAUGGGAGUGACCACCUUCUCCGACGACUUCGCCACCCCGAUUCUGGCACGGAGGCUGUUCAAGGCCUUGAUUCUCGACGCCCAUAACCUUUUUCCAAAGAUCACGCCCCUCGGUAUCAAAAGCAUCGACACCAUCCAAGGCGACGGAGGCCCCGGAAGCAUUUCGCAGAUCAACUUCGUACAAGAUGGUGAGACGAAAUACGUGAAACACAUAAUCGAUGUAUUGGACAAGGAAAACAUGGUGUACGCAUACACGCUGAUCGAAGGCGGGGAAGUGUCGAUAGAGAAGAUCGAGUCGAUUUCUUACGAGAUGAAGUUCGAGUCGGUGGCGAACGGAGGGUGCAUCGGCAAGAAGACAAGCACGUAUCAUAUGAAAGAGGGGUUUGAGAUCAAAGAAGAGGAAUUCAAGGAGCACAAUGAGAAGGCUUUUGGUAUCUUCAAAGGCAUUGAAGCUUUCCUCUUGGAAAACCCUAAUGCUUAUGUCUAAUUUCGUGAUUUUGCAUGUUACGGGUCGACAGCUAGACAACAAAAGUUUCGGUUUUUUGGAACAUGGCUUUCUUAAAUAUGUAUUUUUAUUUGUCAAGAUUUUUAUAUUUGUAUUUUCUUGAUGAAAUAUGAAUAAAAAUGCUUUGUAUAUUUAAAAUAAUUUGAAUUUUUGGUAGGAUAUAUUAAA
Molecule: messenger RNA, 766 nt
Organism: Cynara cardunculus var. scolymus (artichoke)
Lineage: Eukaryota; Viridiplantae; Streptophyta; Magnoliopsida; Asterales; Asteraceae
Product: major allergen Pru ar 1-like
Exons: 2
Coding region: 95-580 (161 amino acids)
Biological process (GO): defense response; abscisic acid-activated signaling pathway
Cellular component (GO): nucleus; cytoplasm
Molecular function (GO): protein phosphatase inhibitor activity; signaling receptor activity; abscisic acid binding
Source: RefSeq, a predicted model, not a curated record